UUUAUUUGCACAUUGAUUUUCGCUGAAAUUCACCUCUAUCUGUUUCGUCCUCAGGAGUAGUCAGGACUCAGGAGACUCUGAGACUGACUAUUCUGAUUCAGAAAAGCUUAUUUUAGGGCGCGCAUUAUGAAUUUGCCGGUGCCUCUCUUCGGGUAUCCUGCGCUUCAUUUUAGAUUUUCCCUCUUCCAAGCAAACCCUAAUUUUGCAAUUUUUAGCGAAAAUGCGCUUUUUAUUCUUUGAAUGAGAACAACCGAAAAUGGCUUCGAUUUGGACCCUUCAGCUUCAUACUGUUUCUUUUCAGCAUCUAAUUUCGCCAAGCCUAAUAGAACCCAGAGCUAGAUUGUGGCUGGACCGGAGCUACAAAAGAUUGAAUAGAAACCACACUUUUAAAAAGGUUGAGUUAAGAGCUGCACGCGAUCCAGUGAGUAGUGAUAUUGGCAAGCAACUCCGGGAGGAAAGCAACCUAGUCGAAUCCAAGAAUGAGAAUUUACUAAAUCCAACAAUUAUGGUUACUAAAUUGCAAGUGACUGAAUCCUCUUUCCCUCCUAUUGUGUCCUUGAUGAAAAAACAUCCAGGUGCUGGUUUUGCAAUUGGUCUAUUUUUCAUAGCAACAAGCCUUAUUAUUGCUGUGAGAAAUCAUAGGAUUAGCAAACCACGAAAUGUCACCCCUGGCACGGUGUCUGAUCUUGUUAGGCGUGGUCAGUUGAGAUCUGAUAGAAGAGGCAUCAGUAGUCCUCUGAAGUAUGAAGACCCUUUCAAUAACCCAAUGGUAAAGAUCAGUAAGAACAAUUCAACUGUUGAGAUGUGUGGAAAAGUAUACCGAUUAGUGCCAGUGACUCUUACAAGGGAGCAACAGGCUAUACAUCAGAAGAGGAGGUCACGUGCCUAUCAAUGGAGGAGGCCAUCAUUGUUUCUUAGAGAAGGUGACUCAAUACCUCCUGAUGUAGACCCUGAUACUAUCAGGUGGAUUCCAACAAAUCACCCUUUUGCAACCACAGAAAGUGAUAUUGAUGAAGACCUGGCUCAAAAUAAUGUUUAUCAAAAGCAUGGUGUUCCAUUUCGGAUCCAGGCAGAGCAUGAAGCUCUACAGAAAAAGCUUGAGGCGCUUCAGCAUGAUCAAAAUGUGAACAAACUAGUAAUAGAUCCUGCAAGCGCCAAAGACUUGGAGGGGCCAUUUAAAACACGGCUGAAGUCGGAGGAUCAAAAUGAAAUAACGUGAAUCUAGCUAUUCUGAAUCAAAAUCUGGCUGUGGUUUCCUCUAAAACGAAGCUGCUGAGAUGAGAGAUUUGGUUUGUAGCUUAUGGCCUUAUGGGUAAAACCUUGUGUAUGGAACUAUGAAUUAAUGUCAAUUAGAGGUGGUUUAUCCCAUUGUUGAACUUUUGUUAUUUCACAGUGAGACUGAGCACUUUGUCAAUAUUGGAAUGGGCUGAGUAGACUUAACAGUUAACAUGUAAAAUUUUUGAAUACAACAUAUUUUAUAAAUAAAAUGAAGAAAAAUUAUACAGA
Cuscuta epithymum is the source of this 1506-nucleotide messenger RNA. Lineage: Eukaryota; Viridiplantae; Streptophyta; Magnoliopsida; Solanales; Convolvulaceae. The record is from the annotation of a GenBank genome assembly.